AUGUCGUUGUGGCGGGCAACAAUAGGAGCAAAACCUUCGGUACCGCCGAAACCGGAGAAAGAUGAUGAAUGGGAAACGGACCCUGACUUUGUAAACGAUAUUAGUGAAAAGGCUAGUCGUUGGGGAGCGAAAACUGUCGAAGGGUCCGGUCAUCAGGAGCACUUCAACAUGAACGAUCUUAGACAAGAAGCGCUAAUUGCAGAAAAGAUCCAGCAGGUUUAUUUGAUCAUUGUUUGUAAUCCUUACUUUGUGAUGUGUUUACAAUAUUUUCUUCAGGAGAAGAAGCUUGACCAAAUGCCAAAAGCAAGUGAAGGAUAUGGAGGCAAAUUUGGAGUGAUGACCGAUCGAAUGGACAAGGUUGGUUGCUUGUGGAGGUUACCAUUUGAUGUUGGAAGAUCGAUGCCUUCGAUUAAUUGUUCAGUAAUUUUACGGUUUUCUAAGCUACACAGUUGUUCUUCUUUUAAGGCAGCUGUAUCCUUCGAUUAUAAAGGCAAAGUGGAAGCUCAUGCUUCACAGAAAGAUUAUUCUAUGGGAUUCGGUGGAAAAUUCGGUGUUCAGUUGGACAGGAGGGACAAGUCUGCUGCUGGUUGGGACGAAAAGGUUGAGUUGUCGAAACACGAAAGCCAAAAAGAUGCCUCAGCUGGAUAUGGCGGACGAUUCGGCGUCCAAACGGAUAGGAAGGACAGAUCCGCAGCAGGAUGGGACGAAAAGGUGGAGCUGUCUAAACACGAAAGUCAAAAAGAUGCAGUAACGGGCUACGGUGGUCGGUUUGGAGUGCAGACUGAUCGUAAGGAUAAAUCUGCCGCAGGUUGGGAUGAGCGAAAUGAGCUUACAAAACAUGAAAGCCAAACUGAUUACAAAAAGGGAUUUGGAGGCAAAUUUGGCGUGCAAAAAGAUCGUCAGGAUGCCGCUGCUGCUGGCUGGGAUGCAAAGGAGCAAGUCCCAAAACACGCCAGUCAAACUGACUACAAGCAAGGUUUUGGAGGGAAGUUCGGCAUCCAGAAAGACAGACAGGAUAAGUCUGCGUUUGGUUACGACGUUCAUGACAAUCUAGAGAAGCACGAGAGUCAAACAGACUACAAGAAAGGUUUUGGAGGGAAGUUUGGUGUUCAGAAUGACAGGCAAGACCGUAGUGCAGCUGGGUUUGAGUAUCACGAAAUAUUAGCUAAGCACGAAAGCCAAUUAAUAAAUAAGGAUAUAGACAGAAAAAACGACCAAACCUGUGGUGACGCACCUAUGAAGCCAUCAAAGAAAAUAGCUGGUGACUGCAAUCAAGAUCCAGCUACUGAGACCUCUCGAGCGUCAGAGUUACGUGCUAAGUUCGAGAAAAUGGCUACCGCUGAUAGUGUGGAUCGUGUCGCAGCAGAACGAGAAAAGAGGAAACGUGAAGAUGAUAUGUUACGAGAACAGCAACGUCGAGAAGAGGAAGAACGAAUGCGACGUAUUGAGGAACAGUGGAAGAAACAAGAUGCAGAGUAUCCUAUGGGUGCGGAAGAAAGACGUGCUGAAGAACUUGCUAAUGAGCAACACCAUCAGCAGAAUUUGGCGAAACGUAGUGCGGGCCCUGCUCCAGGUGCAGUAGCAAUUAUGCCUGGGAUUGCUAAACAGAUGGUUCCUCAGGGAGCUGUAAAACCGAAACUUGAGGUGAAAGAUAGCCAUCGAUCUUCUCCAAUCUUAGUUCCACCUCCUAUGAAAGAUGGGACGGCACGAGAACUUUCUGACGCACACGAAUCACAAAUUCCACGAGGUAUUUAUUUGUAG
Molecule: messenger RNA, 1761 nt
Organism: Angiostrongylus costaricensis
Lineage: Eukaryota; Metazoa; Nematoda; Chromadorea; Rhabditida; Metastrongylidae
Source: the annotation of a GenBank genome assembly